This is a messenger RNA of Rhincodon typus (whale shark), 4796 nucleotides long. RefSeq names its product leucine-rich single-pass membrane protein 1-like. Bases 3476 to 3976 code for a protein of 166 amino acids. The transcript is spliced from 5 exons. The record is from RefSeq and is a predicted model, not a curated record. Lineage: Eukaryota; Metazoa; Chordata; Chondrichthyes; Orectolobiformes; Rhincodontidae.
UCCCUGGUGCUGUGAGGCAGUGGUGCUAACCACUGAGCCACCGUGCCACCCCAGUGGUGAUAAGUUUUUAGCUGCUCUGUUAGAGCUUAAAUCCUUUUCUUGAUAACUGCUGGAAAAUUUUCAAUGCUAAGUUUAGAUGUCAAUGAGUGCUGUCUUGCAGUAGAAGAAUACUGGAAACACUCAAGCAGCAUCUGUGGGGAUAGAAACUGGUCAAAUAUAAAACAGACUGGAAAUAGUGGAAGUGGAGUUAUUUUGACACAAUCACUUGAAUGUAAUAUGCUUAGAAUUACAUGAGAGCAAUAGACCAUCUGCAUCACUACUAUAAGAUGCAACCAAACUGCAUUCCUUUGAAUAUUUUAAGUGGAAUCUCUUCAAUGUUGCAAAGCAUAAUCAAUAGUAGGACUAAAACCUGAUGCAAAGUGAUUUGGACCCUGCCAUCAGCUGCUUUUCUCUCAAGUCUUAAAUGUGUAUUGCCUGUCAACUGCAGUUUAUCCCAUAAGUUUGAGUGAUACUUCAGUCAUAUUCUGACCCAAUCACAGUACUUAAAUAAAACUUUUUGUACAUAGCUGUGAUGAUCAUAAACAAUUCACUCUCAACGUUCUAAGCAUAUCAACAGCCUUCAACUGGUUGACAGCACCAUCCUCCUCCAACACCUCUCCUCCAUUGACCAGAGGUGUAUGAUGGCUUAUUUGCUUCCAUCCUUUGCUGUUCAGUCAUAUGCAGAGAAUUACCUGUAAUGGCCUCUCUCCAUACCUGCACAGUUACAUCUGGAAAGCUCUUGAGGGUCUCUUUUUAGCCUCUUUCUUGUCUACAUGCUAGCCCUCAAGGUGGUCACCCACAAACACAUCAGGAAUGAAAUAUAUUCUGCUGACACUUGGUUCCUUCACCACCUCUUGACCACUUCUUGAUUUGCAAAACUGCUUGUCUAUCAUGUAGUAUUGCACAAGCAGAAAUUUUCUCCGAGUAUCAAUACCCUUUACAAACUCUAUUCCCCGUCCCUCAUCCUCUCCCUCCUCCUGGCAACUGUCUGAAGCGGAGCCAGAUCGAUUUGCAAAUUUGUUUGAGAUGAGCUGUUGACCACAUAACUGAGGCAUUGCAUCUGUACUGUUGCUCAUCUCUGAUCCUGCCUCAUCUGCUAUUGAAACCUGCAGGUUUGAUAUCUCUAGGCUUUACUAUUCCAUUACUGUCCAUUCAAGUUGUCAAAUUUAGUGUAAAUUCCUAACUCUGAACCAUGUUACAACCAGAUGAGGGGAAAUCAGCUCCAUUCUUUCUAACCUGAGUAGCUGGUGUCAUUUGCCUUGUCGUUGUUUUCCCUUUAAAAAUGAACUGCUGCGACUUUCAUCCCACUGUGUAACUUCCAGAAAGGUUUGAUUCAAACCAGAUGAAAAAAAGCUGGAUUCCAGUGUCUUGUUCCAGUGGUAAUUUCAACUCAGACUGAUGCUUCUUUACUAAUGAUUUCAUGAGCUUGGCUCAACCUGGCCAACAGAUCAUUGCAGCUAUUUAGGUCCAUGUUUAUCUUGUUUAAAAAUCACUUUAGUCCAUGAAGAUAUAGGACAUUACAAUCAGAGCAUGUUAGUUGAGUAUGGAUCAACAAUGCUUGCUGUUGUCAUAAUACCCAUGAAACAUUUGAUGUUAUAUCCAAUUUUAUAUUUGUUUUUCUUUCUACCUACAAGGAUCCAUCUAUUUAACCAGGGAUCUGGCACUGAUGAACUUUUUGUUGUGGACCUGUUCAACAAAUGUCUGUCAGAACACCAUCUGAAAUGCUGGAGAUUGUUUCCCAGGCCAAAGUUAUCUCCUGAGGAUUUGAGUACUUUCAAGAAAACCUUUUCAAUAGUGGCCAAGAAUCCCCCAUCCUAAUGGAAAAAUUACCCAUAUGGUGUUAUGCUUAGUUUUGGGAACCAGACCACCCCAAAUUUCAAAUUUAGGUGACUAAGUAAAUUGUUCAGGAAAUCUGUCAUUGGGUGGACACGAUGACUGCUCAACACACCAUCUGCCCAGCGCAAAAUUGAAAGUUAUGUAAUUGCUGUUGAAGCCUAAGUCCUUGGAGGUCAGGUAAAGAUGUGGCAUUCGUCUAACAGAGCAGGAUCAUCAAGUAAUUACCCAGCAGGCUGGGCAGAGUGAGUUGAGGAGACCAUUGUUGGUUGCAACAAGACCAAGACUUGGAUUUAUUGUAGAAAAGGGUUCAAUUAUUUCACAAGAGCAGCUAUGGUGAUUACAGCUCCUGACCUCUCCUGUCUUUUAACACAUCCCUGUCCCUUCCCACCAAUUAUAAUAAUUUGCUCUCCUCCUUUCAACCCAAAAAGAAAACACUGCAACACCAUUUUCCUGUUCUAAGUAUACUCACUUUCUUCACUAAUACUAAAAACAAUCUCACCCCGCACCCUGAUGUUUGUACCACAUUCACCUGCUGACAGUGCUGCUCCCUAGUUUCACAUUCCAGACAGGUGUCCUUACUUAACCAUCUUUUAAAGGUUCUAAGUAUAAAGGUGAUGACAAAUGGAGCAAGAAGGGACUGCAAGCCUCAGACUGUGAAAAUUGGAACUGAAGUGUCUUUGGCUGGCUUGAUUUAGAUACAAAUUUCUGUUACUUACAUUUAUAUUUCUCACAAACUACUUGCGAUUGCUCAUAUGUUGUUUGCAGGAUACCCAAGUUCAGGGUACAGCAUGUUGUAUGUUUUAGAACCUGUUCACUUUGACUGCUCAUUGACCUACACAAGGAACCUUUUAGUCACCCGGAUAUCUUGAUGAUAUUGCACAUUUUUUCUCAAAUCAAAUUGAGUUAUUCUAAAGAGCUUGCUGACUUUUUUUUUUUGCAAAUCCAUUGUAGCACAGUUUUGACUAUUUUUGUAAAAUAAAAAUGAUUAAUUUCAGUUUGCUGAUUGCUAGGACUAGUUUGUUUGACUCUGCUUAAACACAUUUUCAAUCAUUAGCCUGCCGUGCAACUAUAUCCGACCCAGGGGAGAUCUCUGUUAUUUCAGGUUAAAGAUCCACUGUGCAUUCCUUCACAAGCAAGAAACCAAAUUAAAAGACCAACGUUUCCUUCUUGUAAGAAUGCAAUUCAUAGUUUCCCUGCAGCUGUGACCAUACAUAUAAGCAGAGAUUCUACUGUCACAUCUUGAAAUUUCAUUUUUAUGUAGAAUCCAAAGUUCAACUUAAAAACUUUUUAAUGAGAAAUUAUACAGAGCUGUAUGUUGCAAAAAUGACUCUCCGUGGAUAUUCCCAUGUUGGUUCAAUAUUUUAAAAUUUAGAAACCCGAGUACUUGAUGUGGGAACAUCUAUAUUUAGAUUGUUGAGUGUGGUUUGCUGGAAUUGCACAGCUGAUCUGCAGCAGUUCUGUUUCAGUAAAGAGAAUUUCAAACAGUAUGCUGUUUAUGUUAAAAUAUUACAUCAAUUUUGUAGUUUUCCUGGCGAACUCUAAUUGCCCAUUGAUUUGAUUUAUGCUUCACAGAAUUCCACUAGAUUCCUAAGGAAGCCUGAUGAAAAUGCAGAACAGUAUCAAGGAUUUAACACUUUUUGACUUGGAUGGUGAAAGCAAACUCUAUGUGGUUGAUUCGAUAAAUAAUUUGCACCGGGCAAAUACCUGUGAAGAUCCCUGUGACCCAACUUCAAAUUCAGUAGAAUGUGAACGUGUUGCUGACGAAACUGAAGCACCCACAAAAGAAUUGUUGAAAGAUCUAGCAACUGUUAAUUCUACAAAAACUGAUCCUCCAUUUUGCUUUCGGCAUUUGAAAAAAAUGUUACUACUUGCUACUGUAAUCGUUCUUCUUCUGAUCAGCUUUGUACUUGCUGCGUUUGCUAUCUUCUUUAUUGUGAGAAUGGAGAACCAGCUUAAUUACAUUUCAACAAGAGUGACUGCAGAAGACAGAAAUAUUAAAGAAAUCAAGAUACUCAUGUUGAACCAUUUCAAUUUUUCAAAAGGGUUAAAUGACAGUAAUGUAGCUGGAAUAUCUCCCAUCUCUAAUACUCAAAGCCCAUGAUGAGAAGAACAUAAUCAAAAGGUAUCAAAGACGUGUAAGUUUGCAAGUUUCAAAGACUCCAGUGAAAACUAAAACAUCAAACAAGAUGCCUCAGUUUACAUAACCUUCUUCAAACUAUGCCUGUUUGAAUUGUCAAUUGUGGUGCUGGAAGAAUGCCUAAGUCCAGCAACAGUCACAUGGAUUCCUUCAAGAAACAUUUGAGAAUAACAAACCCUUCACAGUGAAUGCAAUUAUAAAUGUGAUCCAUUGCAAAUGUUCCAACUAAUUAAACGGAAUCAGCCAUUGACUAUCUUCAGUCACCUGACCCAGCAGAAUAAACUGAUUUUAAUUACAGAACAAGAAUCUGCAAAAGAAAUUAAGUCACAAUGUUGCAUGGCUGUCAAUUCCUUUUUACAGGAGUCUGUUAAAUUCUAAACAUUUCUCAUUUACUUCCCAAUUGCUCAGAUAAUCGUGAUGUACACUUUAUUGAUUUGAACCUGUACAAUCAUUUACAUUACUUAAGUUGAAGUAUUUUUGCCUUUCUUUUGGGAUUGGUACUGUGCAAUUAAAUGCUGCCUAUAUAGUAUAAUGGAAAGUGUCUCCAUUAUUUUGUUAUGUUGCAUGGUUCUUGGUGUUUUUGCAUUGUCCAUAUAAAAUUGAUAAAUCUGUCAUUAUGCAAGUAUUCAAAUUAUUAAUGAACUUUGGUAUUAAAGUGUACAAUAUAGAACUAAAGAGCACUGCAAGCACUACCAACCUGUUUAAUUUGUUUCAAAAACAAGUGUCUUCAAAUUCUGGUUAAGAACUUGUAAUUAAUAUGCUAAUUAAAUUCUAUUCUGUGUGA